UAUCCGGUUCAAAAAUAUAAAAAAGACUCAAAUCACGCAGUCUACUUUGCUUACAUACAAGAUGCAGUACACACUUUUAAUUUUUCUGCUACUUGUUGUGUUUCUGUUUGUGCAAAGCAGUCAUGGCCAAACAACUACAAAGCAUCUGAAAUUUUCCCGUCCGGUCGAGUCGGAGACAGUUGAAGAUUUGGAUGGAUCUACAGCAGAUACAUUCCAAUUAAAUAUAAUGUCUACGGACCAAAAUGUUCAAUCGGAAAUGCCAUCUACUACAAGACGCCAAAUUAGAAAUUCAACACCUGCGUUGAAUAAAAUAUCUAUUAGUGCCAUUUCAAGUACAGCAGGGAUUACUACUAAUACUACUACUGCUACAAUAACCACAACUAGUAGAAGUAGUAGUAGUAGUAGUAGUAGUAGUAGUAGUAGUACCACCACCAGCAAAGCGAAAAGUAGUACCACCACCAGCAAAGCGAAAAGUAGUACCACCACCAGCAAAGCGAAAAGUCAAAGUGAAGUAGCCAAAGUGAAUGAGAGAGAUAGUUUAAAGAAACAACUCACCAACUACAAAAUAAUUGUCGCUGCAGUCAGUAUUUUGUUGGGCAUAGUAUUACUUAUGUUCAUUUUCUAUGUCAUCUCAAAAAAGAAAAACAGUUUAGAUAUUGAUCAGCCACGUUAUAAUACUCAGAUCUGUGAAAAUAAAACGUCAAAUAAAGCGAUGGCACAAACAACUGUAAGACUGAGUUCCUUUCUGCCGCAUGUGGACAACAUAGAAGAUGAAGACCCCGAUACCAAUGAUAACAGUAUUAGUUCGUUCCAGACAAGGAAGAAAAGCGCGCAAAAUACAUCAAUUUAGUAGGAAACAAAGAACACAUAUACAUAAUAUAAGAAGUCUUGAAUCUCCGUGCCGUUGAAACAAUUUUGAUAUAAUUCUGAGGUGAAGACCAGAGUUAAAAUUUAUUAAUCUUGCGCCCAAAACUGAUGCGUGAAAAAUGAAAAGAAGCGAAGCGAAUCUUUAAAUAAAAUUCUAUUACUUUAUCACAAAGACAAGAAACAAUGUAAUUACAUCUUUGAAAGUAGCGAUAUAAUUUUCACCCCAUUAGACUGCUUAGUGAUAUUUAUUAGCCAAACAUGAAUCAGACAGAAUAUCUGUUUUUUUAAUUCCAUCAAUAUUUGCACCAUAUUAAAUAUAACAUCGGUGAAAUGAAGAGAUUAUAUUUAUUGUUUUUUCUGAAGCAAUUUUCACUGUUUGCUUUUAUUGGUUCCAACUGAGAUGUCUAGUUACCAAAUUAUAAGAAUCUUUCCUCGUUGAUUUCUAACUCCUUUUCCUUUACCUCUCUCUGGUAAAAGUUUGGUUUAGUCUGAAAGAAAAUUUCAAAGAUUAAAAAUAUAUAUUGCAUUUUUAAUGUUAUUUUUUUUAUUUGGAUAGAAAAUAAACAAGAUUUAUAUAAACUAUACAUAUUAGCAUGCUCACAGCAAAGUUCAAGAUUUUCUUUUUCUACAAACUGCAAUGUUAUAUGAACUUCACCUCGUAUAGUAUUUCUUACUUUUUUCUCCAAUCGAACGAUUGUCCGUAGCCCUAACUGAAGUAUUUCUUGAUAGACUCUCACAAAAUUAGGUUAUAGACUAAAAAUCUUAAAUUUUUAGUCCGAUAAAAUUUAGGAAAUCUUUUCUCAAAUCAAUUAAAGCAAUGAUCAAUUUUCUUUAGAACUGAAGAAGAUAUGCUGCACUGACCACGGACCACGUGUGCUUGUCCCCAAUCAGUCACCCUUCAAAAUGUUCUUUUUAUUCUAAAAACAAGUGAUAAAAGUGUAACGGAGAACUAAAAGUUGAGAAAAAUGCUAAUGAAACAAUGGAUACUUGAGUGGUUGUGCUGAUAAGCGGAAAGGUUUCAACGGAUGAAUAUAUUGACGGAGGAAUUAUGAAUUUGUAAAUCGAUGUAUGGUUGGCUGAAUUUUUGAAUAAAAAAUAUAUUUAUGUUACCUUGCAGUGUGUCUGAAUGUAGAUGUGAAUUUGCCGCAGUAUUUCAAAGAGAACUGCAAUCGCUGCACUUGCUGCCAUGACAAUAAAUAAACCCAUCAUAUCUUCAAAUUUUAA
This is a messenger RNA of Octopus sinensis (East Asian common octopus), 2091 nucleotides long. RefSeq names its product bypass of stop codon protein 1. NCBI's taxonomy places the organism in Eukaryota, Metazoa, Mollusca, Cephalopoda, Octopoda, Octopodidae. The record is from RefSeq and is a predicted model, not a curated record. The coding region runs from base 62 to 850 and encodes 262 amino acids. The transcript has 6 exons.